Molecule: messenger RNA, 804 nt
Organism: Babesia ovata
Lineage: Eukaryota; Apicomplexa; Aconoidasida; Piroplasmida; Babesiidae
Product: mitochondrial import inner membrane translocase subunit, putative
Exons: 4
Coding region: 1-804 (267 amino acids)
Biological process (GO): protein import into mitochondrial matrix
Cellular component (GO): mitochondrial inner membrane
Molecular function (GO): protein-folding chaperone binding
Source: RefSeq, a predicted model, not a curated record
AUGAGAUCAGGGAGAUUGGCUGACUUCGUAGCAACCGGCUUAUGCCGCACGUACGCGGUUCUGCGCGGCCUUCCACCGUCGUCCCAUCGCAUUUCGCAGCCAGCACAUGCUUACACGGCAACCCAUUGUAGCAGAAGAUUCAGCUCUGAUUCAUUCGUACAGUCGGUCAUAAAUCAGGUCAAGCGUGACCUGGAGAAAGACGAAAAACUACAGGAAGCCAUAAAGUCACUUGAAGAAGCCAAAAUCACGCAGAAAGUGAACCGUUUUGGAGAAAUGUUAAACAGAUCUAAAGAUAUAUGUGGUCAUUAUGUAAGUAGGGUUUCUGAAACGAGCAGCAAGUCGAGAGCAGUUCAGCUCGCCAUAACCUCAGAAAUGAUACACGAUGAACAAAGGGAAGCAAAGGAACUGCGAGCCAAGUGGAAACAAAGGGUUGUCAAACAGAGACAAAAUUCUGACUUAAACAACACUCAAGAAGCAACGCUAGGGUUGCACGGUGACCGGAAACUGGAUGGUGAAGAAAAUUGCGUAGAGGACGCACUUGUGUUGUCUAAGGAGUCUGCAUGGGAACGCUUUGGGAGCCGUCUACGCGAUAUGCCUUUCCUCACAAACUUCUUCGAAAAUCCUUUGUUUGAGCAGCUAUUCGGAAAGUCGACUUUAGCGACAGCCAUCAGAGAUAUGAAGCAGCUAGACCCAUACUUCAACAUUCCAGAACUCAUGGAACUUGUGGAGCACGUUGUUGCCCCGCAUAUAGUUCAAUGCUAUCUUACUGGUGAUGACGAGUCUCUGAAAAUGGUACGCCAUUAG